Molecule: messenger RNA, 1416 nt
Organism: Nipponia nippon (crested ibis)
Lineage: Eukaryota; Metazoa; Chordata; Aves; Pelecaniformes; Threskiornithidae
Source: RefSeq, a predicted model, not a curated record
AUGAAGUUCACCCAGAUUAUUCCUAACCAUGCAGAGAAAAUGCGGUUUUCUAAUUCUUCAGGAAGUCAGACUGGUCAAAGUCAGAGUGGUGGACAUGGUCCUGGUGGUGGCAAGAAGGAUGACAAGGAUAAGAAGAAGAAAUAUGAACCUCCAGUUCCAACCAGAGUGGGGAAAAAGAAGAAGAAAACAAAGGGACCAGAUGCUGCCAGCAAACUCCCCCUGGUGACUCCUCACACACAGUGCAGGCUCAAAUUGCUGAAAUUGGAGAGAAUUAAAGAUUACCUCUUAAUGGAGGAAGAAUUUAUCAGGAAUCAAGAACAGAUGAAACCUUUGGAAGAAAAACAAGAGGAAGAAAGAUCCAAGGUGGAUGAUCUGAGGGGAACACCGAUGUCCGUGGGUACCUUGGAGGAGAUCAUUGAUGACAACCACGCUAUCGUGUCCACAUCAGUAGGAUCGGAACACUAUGUCAGUAUCCUGUCUUUUGUGGACAAGGAUCUGCUAGAGCCAGGCUGCUCUGUUUUGCUAAAUCAUAAGGUUCACGCUGUGAUAGGAGUCCUGAUGGAUGACACAGACCCUUUAGUUACUGUGAUGAAAGUGGAGAAAGCUCCUCAAGAAACGUAUGCUGACAUUGGUGGCCUUGACAACCAGAUUCAAGAAAUCAAGGAGUCUGUGGAGCUUCCUCUCACCCAUCCUGAAUAUUAUGAAGAGAUGGGUAUAAAGCCACCCAAAGGAGUCAUUCUGUAUGGCCCACCUGGCACAGGUAAAACUUUACUAGCCAAAGCAGUGGCAAACCAAACUUCAGCAACCUUCCUGAGAGUGGUUGGUUCAGAACUUAUACAGAAAUACUUGGGCGACGGUCCAAAGCUCGUGCGCGAACUGUUCCGUGUGGCUGAAGAGCAUGCGCCCUCGAUUGUCUUCAUUGAUGAAAUUGAUGCCAUUGGUACAAAGAGGUAUGACUCAAAUUCAGGUGGUGAGCGAGAGAUCCAGCGUACAAUGCUGGAGCUGCUGAAACAGCUGGAUCUGGAUGGGUUUGACUCUCGGGGAGAUGUUAAAGUCAUCAUGGCUACAAACAGAAUAGAAACACUGGACCCAGCUUUAAUUCGGCCAGGGCGUAUUGAUAGGAAAAUCGAGUUCCCUCUACCCGAUGAAAAGACCAAGAAGCGAAUCUUUCAGAUUCACACAAGUAGGAUGACGUUGGCAGAUGAUGUGACUUUGGAUGAGCUGAUUAUGGCAAAAGAUGAUCUCAGUGGUGCAGAUAUUAAGGCAAUUUGUACAGAGGCUGGACUGAUGGCUUUGAGGGAACGGCGAAUGAAAGUAACAAAUGAAGACUUCAAAAAGUCUAAAGAGAACGUUCUCUAUAAGAAGCAGGAGGGAACCCCCGAGGGACUGUAUCUCUAAGGCACCUCUCUCUUUGGG